Molecule: messenger RNA, 2234 nt
Organism: Pogoniulus pusillus (Red-fronted tinkerbird)
Lineage: Eukaryota; Metazoa; Chordata; Aves; Piciformes; Lybiidae
Gene: PUS10
Product: pseudouridine synthase 10
Exons: 18
Coding region: 297-1895 (532 amino acids)
Biological process (GO): tRNA pseudouridine synthesis
Molecular function (GO): RNA binding; pseudouridine synthase activity
Source: RefSeq, a predicted model, not a curated record
CUCCCAAGGUUUCGGAGGCGGCGGCUGCGACGCCAUGUCCGCCUCGCUGUGGGCCCCGCUCUGGCGCCGGCCCGCCCCGGCCCGCCGUGCCGCGCUCUUCCGUUCGCCCGCCCACCGGCAGACACGAUGGCGAGAGCGCCGAACUACUCAACAGCCGCCCGUGGGGCAGGGCUUCCCGCCACGGUAUCCCAGCGAUACGCUCUGCCUGUCCUCUGCAGAAGCCUGUGCCGAGUCCGGAGGCACAUCCGGGAGAGGGGGCGAGGCUCCGCGUGGAGCUGCUGUGAGAAUUAUCCAUCAUGUCUUCACUAACAGAAAAGGACAGAGCGAUUGUUCAACUGUUACUGAACACUGGUACUUGCCCUCGGUGUAUUUUGAGGUUCUGCCGUGUGGGAUCACAGACACUUUACAGACGUGCAUACAAGAAUUUGAUGAAGGAUUUAGAAGAAUUUCUGAGAAAUAACCAAGAGAAAGAAGAUAGGGUUUGUUUUGAUGUAGUUGAUCCACCGUGUAAGAGAAUCAGACUUGAAAACACGGAAGGGCCUGACGACUCGAACCACAAUGGAGCCUUCCAGCAGGUUCCUGUGGCUAAUGAUGAAAAUACUGCAGUGGAGAACUCACCUAUGAAGGUUUGCAAUGUCUGCUUGGGAAUUCUGCAGGAGUUCUGUGAGGCUGACUUUGUCAAAAAGGUAUGCCAGAAGGUUAAUUCUGCCAACUACCAAUUCACUGGUUUUGUGUUUUCUGUGUCACUACCACCACAGCUGUCUGUUAGGGAGCAUGCUGCUUGGCUGCUGGUAAAACAGGAAAUGGGAAAUCUGGGCCUUUCCUUGUCAAAGGAUGACAUUGUUCAGCUGAAAGAAGCUUAUAAGUGGAUUAUUCAUCCUCAGCUGUCAGAAGAGUUGGGUGUUCCUGCUGAUGGAAAGAGUUUGUUUGAAGUUAGCGUGGUCUUUGCUCACCCUGAAACAGAUGAGGAGUGCCAUUUCCUAGCUACAGCCUGUCGAGACUGUUUCAAGCCAGCGAAGAACAAACAGUCUGUUUUCACCAGAAUGGCAGUUUUAAAAGCCCUAGAGAAGAUAAAAGAAGAGGAUUUUCUCAAACAUUUUCCAUGUCCUCCAAGUUCACCAAGGAACUUCUGUGAUGUGCUGGAAAUUCAGUGCAGUAACGGUGCAGUUUUUGUGGCUGGAAGAUACAACAAAUAUUCAAGGAAUUUACCUCAGACUCCCUGGAUUAUUGAUGGGGAGCGGAAGCUGGACUCUUCAGUGGAAGAACUGAUUUCAGAGCAUCUAAUGGCAGAAUUCAAAGCAGAUAGCUUUAAUUUUUCUUCCUCUGGAAGAGAAGAUGUGGAUGUGAGAACAUUAGGCAAUGGAAGGCCCUUUGCAAUUGAGCUUGUGAAUCCUCAUAGAAUACAUUUCACUGCAGAGGAAAUGAAGGGACUUCAGCAGACAAUUAAUAAUUCUUCAGACAAAAUACAGGUUCGAGAUUUACAGCUUGUCACCAGAGAGGCCAUUGGUCGUAUGAAGGAAGGUGAGGAGGAAAAAACGAAGACCUAUAGUGCCUUAAUUUGGAUAGACAAAGCAAUACAGAAAGAAGAUAUUGCAUUUCUAGAUGAUAUCAAGGAAUUAAAACUUGACCAGAAGACCCCUCUCCGGGUUCUUCACAGGAGGCCGCUGGCUGUAAGAUGUCGGAUCAUUCACACCAUGAAAGCCGAGUACAUAGACGAGCAUCAUUUCCGCCUGCACCUGAAGACACAGGCAGGGACCUAUAUUAAAGAGUUUGUGCAUGGAGACUUUGGAAGAACAAAGCCCAAUAUUGGCUCCCUUCUGAACAGAACUGCUGACAUUCUGGAGCUGGAUGUAGAAUCUGUUGAUGUUGACUGGCCUCCAACUUUGGAUAAUUAACUUUUCAAGUCGGGACAAGGAAAAAGCAGCUCCUCUGGCAGCAGCUGGUUACUGAACAUUGUACAGGACACAAUUUGCGUGCAGAGUAUUUCCACUGAACAUUUGGAUCAUGUUGAUCUGCCAAAGGAUACCGUUCAUUUUGAAACCACCUCAGAUGCUCUGGACCAGGUAGUAUUCAGUCAGAUUCUAGCCUUAUUUUCAUUUGUUAUAUCCUUAAAAAGAUUUUCAGUAAGAUUGUUGUGUUUUUUUAAAAAGCAAUUAGAAGAAAGAGGAUGGGUGCAAUGUAGAUGUGGUGUAGUGAGCAAGGACAUCAGAUAAAAUAAAGCAUUUUACACUUUC